Leishmania braziliensis MHOM/BR/75/M2904 is the source of this 4701-nucleotide messenger RNA. RefSeq lists its product as hypothetical. The coding region runs from base 1 to 4701 and encodes 1566 amino acids. The transcript has a single exon. Lineage: Eukaryota; Euglenozoa; Kinetoplastea; Trypanosomatida; Trypanosomatidae. The record is from RefSeq and is a predicted model, not a curated record.
AUGGAGUCCCACGUGGACCCUGCCGGUGGAAGAGAGAGUAUCUUGCCAAUUCCCCCGCUCUCGGCAGGCAAGCGGAGGUUAGUGCGUCAGACGCCGACUGGUGGUGGCGACGCCAGUGUUCCCGGCGGUAGUACGCUCGCUUCCCCCUCUGCUGCUGCUGCUGUCGCAGCGACGACCAUGGCAACGCAGACGGUCAGCAGCGAGGCUGAGGGAAAUGCUCUCAUCAAGCGGAUUCGUCAACUGGAGGGCGAGGGCGCAACGCUCUCCAAUACACUCACAAAGGUAUGUGAGGAGAAUGGCCGCCUGUCCGGGCAGAUCUCCGCUCUGGAGGAGAGGGUGCAGACGCUGGUGCGGGAACCCCUGAAGGGGACGUCGGUGCUGCACUCACUCUUCGAGCCGGAGAAAACAGGCUGGUUUGGUGGCUCAAAGUCCGCCGCACGAGAGAAGCUGGAGCAACUAAGUGACGCAUUGCAGUCUGAGUUCAUCGCCUACAAGUCGUCGCAUGCGUCUAGCAACGAUGAGGUGCAGGCUCUGAUGGAAGGGCUGCACAAUGCACACCUCAACGCGCAGGAACUGUCUAACGUGGUGAGGGACCAGCAGGAGCUCAUCAGCGGCGGUCCGCUGGCGGUGGCGGUACACAUCGUGCCCUUUGACGAAAGCAACAGCUCUGCUGCGAUGGUGCGGGAGUUGCAGGAGCAGCUGCGUAAGGUGCGCGAGCAAGCUGCACUCACUGAGGAUCAGCUGCGUAACUCGCAGGCGGAGGUGCGUGCACUGAACGUGGAGAACAUUCAGCUGCGCAAUGGUGCUAUUGCAGGCUCCGCGCUUGCAACAGCACCGGCGGCUGCAGACCCAAUGCCAGCGGUCAGUAGCGCUCCGUUGCUCUCUGGGAAGGCUGCCACUGAGGAGCUCGAACGCAUGUCCCACGAGUAUGAUGUGCUGCAGAGCGCGCUCACGGAGGCGCGCAACUCUAUCGCCGAGAAGGAAAAGGAUGCGGAGCUUCAGAGGCAGAAAGUCGCACAAUUGCAGAACAGACUCACGGCGAAGGACUCGGUUCACAUGGAGGAGGUGGGUAAGCUGCGACAGCAGCUCGCCGACUCCUUUAGCGCUUCUAUGGCAUGUGGGCGCUGCGAAGAACUACUGCAGGAGCUGGAGAAGGCCAGAUGCGAUGUGGACGCGUCCCACAUGGUGGUGCAGGACCUGCGCAACGAGAUCCUGGAGAUGACGGCAAAGCAGCAGAACAAGUAUAGCGCGCUGGAGAAGCGGCUGGCAGACAGCCUCGACCAGCUCCGCGAGAAGGACCAGCAGCUACGCCACUCGACCUCCUCCGAUGACUACGACCAUCUCAAGUUGGAGCAAGAAUCGCUGACCCGUGAAAUUGAUCUCUAUAAACAACGCAUCGCCUUCUUAGAAACUAGCCGCAACCCAGCCAACGAUGUUGCCGACGCGACUGCGCUGGACGAGACGAAGGUGCUGGAGACACUCAGCGCUACGAAGGAGCGUAUCUCAAAGCUGGAGUUUGAGCGAGAUCAGCUGGUGAUGCAGCUGCAACAGGCCCAAAGCUACGCUGUGUCUCGCGACACGGAGGCGCGCCAGCUGCAACAGCGCGCUGAGGAAGACAAACAGCGCGUGGCCUUCCUGGUAAAGAAGUGCGCAUCCCUCGCCGCCGAUGUGCGGAGCACGACGGCACAACUCGACACCUUCAAGGAACAAUUCGAGAAGCAGUCGCUCGAGCUCAAGCAGGAGAGACGCAACACGGAAAGCAUGGCCAAAUUGCAGAGAGAAUUUGAUGAUCUGACCAAAGCAAAGGGCUUGCUCGAGGACCGUUUGGCCGCAACGCAGGAGGUGGAGGAGCGGCUUGUAAAGGCGAAGGAGACGAUCGCGUACAUGGAGUUGGCGCAGAGCAGCACGAUCUGCAUGAGUCAGUUUGCUGAGGUGAAGUCGGAGAAGGAGAAGCUGCAAAGUAAGGUGGAACCGCUGGAGCGCAAGCUGGAGGAGGCCAAACAGGAGAUUGAGCGCCUCAAGGCUGUUACGGAGGCACAGCAGGCUGUUUCAUCCACGCAGAACAAGAACGUGCGCGCCUGGCAGGACCAGAUAACUGCGCUGAGCGAGAGUGAAGCGAAACUGCGAGACAAGGUCACCACACUGACGACGGAGAAUAGCCGCCUCACACAGGUGAACGCAUCACUGGAGCAGCAGAUGAACGACAUGCAGGACGGCAUUAAGGAGAUGGCGGUGCACAUGGAGAGAGAUCGCUCCAGCGCCAAGGCCGCCGCUGAGGCGAACUCACAAAAGAAAAUCCAGACCCUAUGCGAUGAGCUAGCCCAGGCAAGGGCGACAAUCGCCGAGGUGCAGGCACGCGACGGGCAGUACGUCGCCGAGGGGCUUUAUCAGUCCGUCGUCGCAGAGCGCGAAAAGGCGUUGGAAGAGAUCAAGAGGGUCACCUUCGAGCUAGAGAAGCGCAAGUCGGAGAUAUCAAUCUACCGCCAGACGAUCGCCGACCUGGAGCAGGAGAACGAUGAGCGCCUGAAGGAGAUUGAGGCGCUUCAGGAUCGCUAUCAGAGCGACCGCACAGGCCUCAGCGAUCGCCUCGCGAAGGAGCAGAAGCGCACGGCGGAGCUGAACAGCAAUGUGGCAAGCCUGACGGAGCAGGUGUCCGCGAUGGAGGCGGCCGCGGCGAAGCACAUGGCCACCAUAACGGAGCUGCAAGAGAAGAAUGCGAGGCAGCAGCGUGUCUUUGAGGACAAGUGCCGCCGCGAGGAGGCCCUCAGCGACGAGAUUAAGCGUUUAAGUGCUCAAAUCGGUACUCUGCAGGGAAGCGGGACAAACACCGCCCUUCAGCCGGAGAGCCGCAGCCGCAGCAACGACGUCACGGCGGCGGCGGCGGCGGGAGUGGGUGUUGCCGCUGUGGUCUGCGCGGCCGGACUAGCGGCACCUCCCGCAGCGUGUCACAGCCCAGCCGUGACGGAAAUGGAGGCAGAGGUGAAGGCGACAGAGCCCGCCGUGUCUUCAUCCCCUCUGACCCCCUCAGCACUGACUGCAAGCCAACCGCUGUCAGAGCGCGCUGUUGAUGGCGCCGCCUCCCACACCGCUUCUGCACCAGAGCCUAUCGCCAUUGAGGCCUUCUGCAAGCGCAUUGACGACCUCCUGCGAGACAACCAGCGCCUCGCUAGUGAGCUGAAGCGUACAGAACUGCAGCACCGUACGGAGUCCGCGGAUGAUCAGCGCAUGAUUACCAUCCUGCAGACACAGAUCAAAAACCGCAUGUCGACCAACAACCGUACUGCAUACGAGGCUGAAAUCGCCAAGUCGGCAGCACUGAAGAAGAGCGUUGAGACGCUCAUGGAGGAGAACACGAAGCUGCGCAUGCAGGCAGGUGUAGCGCAGGCCCCGGUGAACAUGCCUGCUUCGGCCUCAUCUGUCGCCAUGGCGGGGACGCAGCAGAUGGACGUGCUUCAGCUGCAGUCCCAACUGCAGGCUCAGAAGGCCACCUUCGACUCAGCGAUGGAGGAGGCAGCGAAGGUGGCGGAGACGUACGAGGCGCGCAUCCAUGAACUGGAGGAGCAACUACACGAGGCGGAGGAGGCUGCGGCGGCCGCCGCCACAGGGGCAGACGCCGGUGGCAGGACCGCCAGCGAUGAUGGGGAUGGCCCGCUCGGUAAGGUGGCGAAGAAGAAGACGAAGAAGGUGAAAAAGAGGAAAACGCUGGCAGAGCAGGUUUGUGCUGUGGGCGACGACGCGGACGUCCUUGCCGCGUUCCCUCAUGCUGAUGCUGUCGACGCCGAUUCGCAGAACUCCGUUGAUGCGGGGCAGUUGCAGGCGUCCUUGAUGUCCGCACACCAUGAAGUGCAUCAGUUCAAGCUAGAAAACAUACAGCUCAAGGAAGAAAUCGCGCAACUCAAGGCAACCAUCGUGGACCUGUUGGCACAGCUGCAGCGGGCUGAGGAGGACGUGAGGUCCGCGCAUGAGGACCUUGACAUGGCCCAGGCCGCCAUGGACGUAGAGCGACGCGAUCUGCAGAAACAAAUCGACCUCCUGCAGACGCAGAAGACACGGAAGCGGUCCAGCAUGGGGGAGAAGCAGUUGUCGGCGUCAGCGCGCAGCAACACCAUUGGUACCAAUGGCGGUGGUAGCCCCAGUAAGGCCAACCGCUCCUUCCACAGCUUCUCUAUUGCCGACGUGGAGAUGCAGUUGCGCCGGUGCCAGGACGAGGUGGACCGCCUGAUGGUUGAGAACCGGAACCUGCAGUAUAGACUGGAGCGGCAAGCGGGCUGCACCAAGCCACCCUCUUCGGCCACUGGGGCGGCAGUAGGGGCGACGGAGAAGAGUGGGGCUGAGGACAUACAUAAGUUACGGCGGCAGCUGAAGCAGAGGGACGCGGAGAUCAAGACACUCUCCGAUCAGCUAAUGCCCACCAAAGAGAAGCUUGUCGAGUACAUGGCCAUGGCCGAUCGUCUGGGGCUCCAGUACCCUUUCCCGCCGGAGCUGGAGGGUGCGACGGUGCUGCGGCUCAAGGCGCUUCACUUGCCGAUGACUCCGCGGUCGGCUUCCGUGCCAGCGCCGGUGCAGCAGCGGCGCCGCAUCACCCCCCCACCUGGGGGGGUUGGCGAGAUCUCGCCACUACCCCGUACGCCCCGAGAGCGUCGCACAGGCGGUGACGGUGGCGCCGCGCGGUCUGAGGACAAUGUCUUCUCUUUACGAUAG